AUGGGACUGUUUCUGCAGAAGCUGGAGAAGAGCUUGCGACUGUCCACACGUGCACAUAUCGUCGACCUGCCUCUAGACACUGGUGCCGGUGGGUUCUGCGCUGUACAUCCUCUGCGCGACCAAGAGACGUGCGUGGCCGGCGGCUGCGGUCUCUCGCUGGAGCAGCAGUUGCUCGUCGACGUGCUGAAGCAGCUCUACAAGAUUCGAGAGGAGCGCGAGAAGGACGAACACCAGCGCCGGAGCAGAGCGGCGGGGCCAUCGCACGACCGCCACGUGGUCGAAUUUCUGGACGAGUUCGUCAAGGUGGUGGCAGUGUGCCAGGCGGUGCUGUCGCAGCGCGCAGGCGAGGCCCCCUCGGCUACUGCUGCGGCCAACCGAAAGCGAAAACUCGACUCGGCCAGCAACGACGAGGAGGAGAUGAAGUGGGAGCAAGAACGAAAAGAACAAAGGGAAGAGGUGGAAGAAGAAGAAGACAACGAAGAGGAGGAAGACGUACAGAUCCGGGACCUGCUGGCCCACCUGCGCAAGCGGGCUAAGGUGGUCGUGGGCGACAAGGUGUGCUGCGAGCACCGCGAGAAGGGCGGACUGCAGGCGAGGAGCGAGAGAAGCCUCGGCUGCUGCGGAGGACCGGCGGCUGUGGAGGUCGGUGUGCCUGGGCGAUCACAGGAGGGCCUGUGCGUAGUGACCCUCGUGCAGCAGGUGGUCACCACCAUGACCGCAGCAGCGAACCAUGGCCGCAACAAACGAGGUUGGAUCUCGUCGGCGGCACUGGACAAUGGAUGGUCCGGGGGCGUACAAGAAAAGAGGAGGCGAACGGUGGCCACCACGGACGGGUGCAGUCCACCAGCCGGCCGCAAACGCAAGUGGGCUGAGGAUUGGGGAGCUGCAUCGGCAGUCCGCGCGCGGGGCACCCUACGCAGCACUGAGAACACGAAGGGCCACAACAACGAUAACGACAUCUGCAACAUCAACACCAACACCAUCGCCGCCACCAACAACUGCAACAAUCAGGAGAAGAGGAAAAAGCUGGGCAUCGCUAUUGUCGUAACUCCCGCAGGUAUGCUGACGAUGAAAUCAUCUCGUGUUUCGUCGGCGACCCCCCUCCUGUUCGCUUGUCUCCUCGUGAGCUUGCUGGUCUCCGGCGCUCGUGGACAGCAGAACUGUACGCUAUCUGUGGACGCGUCGUGCUUGUCUUCGAUCCCUCUCCCCAACCUCGUCAACUCUCUCUACAACUCGACCACCACAAACGCGCUGAUUCAGUCCUACUACGCCAGCAAUGGCGCGUUUGGUCCCACCUACAACUGGAACAACGCGUACACCUACGCUGUUACGAACUUUGUUAGCGCCGCCUUCUCCUACGUCAUUUACGACCCCAUCUACGUUAGCGGGAAACGAGCGCAAAUCAACAACAUCAACAACUUGGUGAUCCGUGAGAUCUGCGGUGCCGUUGGUGACUCAGGAACGGUGACCACCUUUGCGAACAACUUCGCCUCAUGCGUCCCCCACGUCCUCGAACUCGCGGACGCCCUCCCCGACGCGCACGAGCACGCCGUCGAACACGCCGAGUCCCACGUCCACGCCGUCGAACACGCAGAGUCCCACGCAGUCGCCCUCGAACACUCCGUCGCCGACCAACUCGCCCAGCGAGUCGCCCUCGCCGAGCCCCUCCCAGUCGCCCACCCAAUCGCCGACCAACUCGCCCACUCAGUCGCCGACCCAGUCGCCCACCAGCUCGCCGACCUCGUCGCCGACCCCAUCGCCCACGCGGACGCCCUCGCCCACGCCCACGAGGACCAGGACCCCGACCCCGACUCCGACCCGCACCCGAACGCCGACCCCGACCCCGACCCGCACGCCAACGCCGACCCAGAGCCCGACCUCGAGCCCCUCGCGCACGCAGACCCCGACCCAGUCGCCUACGUCCUCGGUCACGCCGACCCAGACUCCCUCCAUCACCCCCACCUCGACGCCGUCGGCUUCGCCCUCUACGACGCCCCUGGUCCUCAACUGGUGGUGAACGCUGACUUCUGGAACGUGGUUCCGUUCCCUCUCGUAGGCACGGCCGAUGAUUUGAAAGACCAAAUCUUCACCGGCCUGAACGAUGCGGUGCCUGAUACCACGUGGGAUAUCUACGUCACCAGCUUUGUAUCGGGAAGCAACACGCUCCAGGCCACCAUCCUCAUUUACUACUCGCCGCCCAGUCGGCGAUCGCAGUUGCAGGCCAACAUCUUCAUCAUCACCAGUAACGCGAUUGUGGCAAUCACUGACACGGCCGACUCGAGCGAUCAGUCGCUGUCGACCACCUACGUCUCGGCUUGCAACAUCCCGUCGCCCUCGCCGACGCAGUCGCCCACCAACACGCCGUCGCCCACGCAGACCCCGACCCCCACGCGCACGCGGACUCCUUCGCCGACGUCUACGCCGACGCCGACCCCCACCAGAACGCCCACGCCGUCGCCCACGCCGUCGCCCACGCAGUCGCCGACCAGCUCGCCCACGCAGUCACCCACCCGGUCGCCGACCCAGUCGCCCACCCAGUCGCCCACCAGCUCGCCCACGCAGUCGCCCACGCAGUCGCCCACCAACUCGCCGACCAACUCGCCGACCAGCUCGCCGACCAGCUCGCCCACGCAGUCGCCCACCCAGUCUCCGACGAGCUCGCCUUCGCCCACUCAGUCCCCGACGAGCACGCCAUCUCCCACGCAGUCUCCGACGAGCACGCCAUCUCCCACGCAGUCUCCGACGAGCACGCCGUCGCCCACGCAGUCGCCGACCAACUCGCCGACCAGCACGCCAACCAACUCGCCUACCAACUCGCCCACACAGUCGCCCACGCAGUCGCCCACGCAGUCGCCCACUAACUCGCCCACGCAGUCGCCCACGCAGUCGCCCACCCAGUCGCCUACGAGCUCGCCGUCGCCCACGCAGUCGCCCACGCAGUCGCCGACCAACUCGCCGACCAACUCGCCCACGUCGUCGCCGACCCGGUCGCCGACCAACUCGCCCACGCAGUCGCCGACCCGGUCGCCCACGCAGUCGCCCACGCAGUCGCCGACCAACUCGCCGACCAACUCACCCACGCCGUCGCCGACCCGGUCGCCCACGUCGUCGCCCACGCGGUCGCCCUCCAGCACGUCGUCGCCUACUCAGUCGCCCACCCAGUCUCCUUCCACGUCGCCCACACCCUCGGUCUCGCCUUCCAUCUCGUUCUCGCCCUCCAGGUCGCCCACAAGGUCGGUCACGCCCACCAUCUCUGUGACGCCGUCGGUCACGCCCACCAUCUCUGUCACCCCGUCGAUCACGCCCACCAUCUCUGUCACACCGUCCACCACCCCCAGCAACUCCCGUCAACCGUCCAUCACGCGCACGCCGACCCCCACCAUCUCGCACACGCCCUCGAUCACGCCCACCAUCUCCUUCACCCCGUCCAACUCGCCCACCAUCUCCUUCACCCCGUCCAACUCGCGCACCCCGACACCCACCAUCUCCUUCUCGAAGUCGGCAUCGCCCACCAUCUCGCUCACCCCGUCCGCCACACCCGCCAUCUCCUUCACCCCGUCCAUCACGCCCACCAACUCGCCCCCCAACUCGGCCACGCCCACCAACACGGUCACGCCCACCAUUUCGAGGGGACCAGGCCCGCAGCUCUCCCAGUCGAAAUCGCCGUCGCCCACCAAGACCUCCCCGUCGCCCACGCGCAGUCCGACCACGACCGUCACGCCCACCCGCACGCCCACCCGCACUCCCACCCGCACGCCCACCCGCUCGCCCUCCAAGUCAGCCUCACGCACGCCGACCCGCGCGCCCCAAUAA
Messenger RNA from Acanthamoeba castellanii str. Neff, 3813 nucleotides. Its product is annotated as IgA-specific serine endopeptidase. Bases 1 to 3813 code for a protein of 1270 amino acids. NCBI's taxonomy places the organism in Eukaryota, Discosea, Longamoebia, Acanthamoebidae. The transcript is spliced from 10 exons. The record is from RefSeq and is a predicted model, not a curated record.